Molecule: messenger RNA, 1009 nt
Organism: Brassica oleracea var. oleracea
Lineage: Eukaryota; Viridiplantae; Streptophyta; Magnoliopsida; Brassicales; Brassicaceae
Product: vesicle-associated protein 1-4-like
Exons: 2
Coding region: 47-835 (262 amino acids)
Biological process (GO): signal transduction
Source: RefSeq, a predicted model, not a curated record
AUCACCAAACACUUCCGUUCCGUUUCUUUGGUCUGUGUCUAACUCCAUGGCAGCUCAACCACAAUCAGACUUCUUUGACGAAAUGGUUGGAGCCGUCGUUGGCUUCGUCGAAGUCCUUUCUCCCUUCAUGUUCCCACCACGACCGCAAGUAUUUGUCAAUUUUCGAGGAAAGGAGCUUAGGAACGGCUUCGUGAGCCAUGUAGUGAAGGCCUUGAAAGACGUGAGAAUCAAUGUUUUCAUAGAUAGCUUGGAGCGGAGAGGAGUGGAGACACUGGAGCACCUCUUGAAGAGGAUUGACGAGUCCGAGAUGGCUCUGGCAAUAUUCUCGGACCGAUACACCGAGUCCGAGUGGUGCUUAGACGAGCUAGUGAGGAUGUAUGAUCGAAUGAAGGAAGGGAAGCUUGUGGUGAUCCCUGUCUUCUAUAGAGUAAGCACCGAUGAUGUGAAAAAUUUCCGGGGAGAAUUUGGGAGACAGUUUACGAACACGGUUAGGAGGAAGUUUGGGACUAUUGAGGCUCCUGCGGCUCAGCGUUGGAUGAUUGCUGUCACGUCUAUUGCCUCCAUGACCGGUUUAACCUCGGAAGUCCACAGCAUUGAUAGCAAACUUGUGGAGAAGAUUGUGGAGGCAAGUAAGAGGCAACUAGGACAUUUUUCUUCCGCGUGUCUGACGAUUUAUGCCGAAGUUUCCGUAGAAUGUGUGGUGGCUUUGGCUGUUUUUAUGGUUCGUUGUUAUAUGAACCCUAAAAUGAAACUAGGUGAUCCUGGUUUGUUUAAUUUUACAAAUUUCUUACUUUACUUUGUUAUCCGGAAGAGUUUACUUUGGUGUAUGAGCUGACGAGAAAUAGAUGAAUGAUGAAGAGAUGAUUGCUUCUCUGAAGUUUUUUAAUUCGCAAGUGUGGCUCUUGUAGAAGCCGGAAAAACCGGAUUGACAUAAACGAAACAGUAAAAGCGAGGUUAAGGAAAAGACGAUUCAAAAGAGACAUGGAGUCGAGAUAUAAUUUCUUUCCUU